Messenger RNA from Triticum dicoccoides, 608 nucleotides. Its product is annotated as low molecular mass early light-inducible protein HV90, chloroplastic-like. The transcript is spliced from 2 exons. The annotation marks the transcript as partial. The record is from RefSeq and is a predicted model, not a curated record. NCBI's taxonomy places the organism in Eukaryota, Viridiplantae, Streptophyta, Magnoliopsida, Poales, Poaceae.
GCAAACACUCGGCGACACAACAACAACAAGCAGCGCUCCACUAGCAAUCAUCUUUGCUUGUUGCAGCGUCUGUAGCUUUUUUUUCUGUCCUUCCGUCCGCGGCUGAUUGAACAAUGGCGACUGUGAUGGCCAUGAGCUCCUUCGCCUGCGCGGCCGUCCUGCCGCGCGGCUCGGCCAGCCGCUUCGGCGCCAGGUCUCUGCCAGCGCCGGGCCGCCGCGCCCUCGUCGUCAGGGCACAGACCGAGGGCCCGAGCGCACCGCCGCCAAACAAACCCAAGGCAAGCACCUCGAUCUGGGACGCGCUGGCGUUCAGCGGCCCCGCGCCGGAGCGCAUAAACGGGCGACUCGCCAUGGUGGGCUUCGUGACGGCGCUUGCGGUGGAGGCGGGCCGCGGCGACGGGCUCCUUUCCCAGCUCGGCAGCGGCACCGGGCAGGCGUGGUUCGCCUACACCGUGGCGGUGCUGUCCGUGGCGUCGCUGGUGCCGUUGCUCCAGGGCGAGAGCGCCGAGGGCAGGGCCGGCGCCAUCAUGAACGCCAACGCAGAGCUCUGGAACGGCCGCUUCGCCAUGCUCGGCCUCGUCGCUCUGGCGGCCACGGAGAUCAUCACU